AUGGCAAUAGGAAGUAAUUUGCAUAUGCUAAGGAGGUGUGGCACGGCUUUCCUGCAGAAGUUAGGAAGGAUACCAAAAGGGGCUUGUGACCAAGCAUUUGAUGACCUUUAUUUCCUCCAGGUAUCUGCAAUAAAUUUCACGGUAAUAAAAGUGGAAGCUGUGGAUAAAGAUUUUUCACCCUUCUUGAGCCUCAUUACUUACAGUCUUUGGGGUCCAAACUCUGAUUACUUUUAUAUAAGGGAAGGAGAUGGAAACAUCAUGGUGAAUAAAACAUUGGAUUACAACAAGGUCAACCUUUUCAAUUUAACAGUCCAAGCAAAGGAAAAAUUUGGAAACAACAGCAAUACUACGUCGUUAGUAAUUAACGUACAAGAUUAUGAUACGUUGAACCCCUAUUUCAGCCAAUCGGUGUACAAUGGAAAAAUCAGUGAAGACCAGGUGGGUGCUCUGGCUAUUCUCCCAGAGGAGAUAUUGGCUAAAGAUGGAGACACAGGUAUAAAUGAAAAAGUAGUUUACAGCAUCAAACUAGUGAACCCCCCAGCCCAUAGCAACACCUUUUUAAUCAAUGCAGACACUGGAGUGUUGGAAGUAAAGACUGCAGUUGACAGAGAAGAAUGUCCGUAUCUUGUUGUGGGCAUUCAGCUGGAAAUGGCUCAGUGUUAUCAGGAUGUGGAAUUUACAGCUACAAACUCUGCUUUCCAGGCUGCUCAGCAAGACAAAGCUUUCAAAACAGCUGAUGCAGUAGUGCUGGUUACUAUUGAAGAUGUGAAUGACAAUAGUCCAGUGUUGUCACAAUCAAGCUACAAUGUCUCAAUUCUAGAAAAUGUCCCAAAUGGGAUGGAAGUUCUUCAUGUAACAGCUAUUGACAAAGAUGAGGUCACUGCUAGAGAUCAUUUGUCACCUUACCAUGAGGUGCACUCUGCAAUCAACAUAUUGUUGCAAGAUGAAAAUGACAACAGCCCAACCUUUAGAGGCGCGCCGUAUGAGCAAGAUCUUUUCAUCAACAUGACUGCAGGAAUGUCCAUUCUUCAGGUUCAUGCUGAUGAUCCGGAUGAUGGUAUAAAUGGAGAGAUAAGCUUUAUCUUAGCUGGUGGCAAUGAAGAUGGAUACUUUGAAUUGGAUCCAUCCACAGGACAAAUCAGUUUAAAAACAGUAAUCCCAUUAGGAGUCAACCAGCUUAAGAAUUUUGUCUUGUGGAUAACAGCUACUGAUGGUGGGAUGAUUCCAAGAAGCUCAUCAGUGCCAGUACAAAUUGUUGCCAUUGGAGAUUCCAGACCACAGUUUACUCAGAAAACAUAUAAUGCAUCUGUGAAAGAAGAGCUAGUCAGUCCUGUUGAAGUAGCAAGAGUAGAGUAUGUGUCUUUAAAUCCCCAUAUACCAGUUACAUUUCAAGUACUGACGGAAUCUGCUACAUUUGACAUCGAUGACAGUGGAAUCAUCUCAACAAAAACCAAACUGGACUAUGAAUCCCAGAAUAAUUACGUACUGAAUAUUUCCUUGUCAGAUGGAAAUGCUGCUGACUAUGCUACGGUGUUUAUCAAAGUUACAGAUGUCAAUGAUAACAGGCCGAUGUUUGGUAUAACCAAUCCUACCAUUACUAUUCCGGAGAACAUGCCAGCUGGAACUAGUAUUACCAGUGUGUCAGCUACGGAUGUGGAUGAAGGCUUUAACGGAUUAGUGGUUUAUACUCUGAAGGGUGGAGAAGGAAAAAUGGAUAUUGACACCUCAGGUUUAAUUUUGCUGGAAAAGGUUUUGGACAGAGAAGAACAAGGCUUCUAUAACUUAACAGUGAUUGCCAGUGACCAAGGCCAACCCGUGCUGUCUACAGCUCUCAGUUUGACUGUCAUCGUUGAUGAUGUGAAUGACAACAUUCCAGUCUUCUCAUCAAGUGGAUAUGCAGUGAGUGUCCCUGAAGAUGAAGCGGUUGGAAGGACUCUGCUAACAGUAUCUGCUACUGAUUUGGAUGCUGGGGCCAACGCUCUCGUGAAGUACAGAAUUGUCAGCCAGCAACCUCAAACCUCCUUGCCAGUGUUUCUUGUCAAUUUGACCACAGGCCAACUCAGCCUGAGCCAGCAGCUGGAUUAUGAAACCAUAAAGCAAUUUGAAGUAGAAGUGGAGGCAUCAGAUGGAGGGCAGCCAAGUCUCAGCUCUAAAACACUUGUUGUUGUGCAUGUACUAGAUGUCAAUGAUAACCCGCCAGAAUUUAAUCAGGCAGCUUAUGAUAUAUUUGUGUUUGAAAACCUACAAAAGGGUAGUCCUAUCUACAUGUUCAGUGUUACUGACAAGGACGAGGCUGGCUUUUCCCAGGGACACUUUAUUCACAACAGCACUUUGUUUACUGUGGAUAUCCCCGGAAUACUUUCGUUAAGGAAUGACGCAGAACUGGACAGGGAGACUACACCUGCAUUCACUUUACAAGUAUGGGCAGUUGAUGCUGAAACGAAUGGGCUUAAUUCAAGUGUCUUGUUCCACAUCACUGUUCUGGAUGUCAAUGAUAAUAACCCUGAGUUUCAGGCGCAGCCAUACAGUUUUGUGAUUUGGGAAGGAGAUUAUGUGUUGGGUGCUCCUGCUGUAGUUGGAUAUGUGAUUGCUACUGAUUUGGAUGAGGGAGACAAUGCGCGAAUUACUUAUUACUUAUCAGCUGGGGAUGGGGAUAAUCCAUACAGCAUCCAACAGAAUGGAACCAUUUUGGUUAAUGGCAACGUAGACAGAGAAACUAAAGAGAAGUAUGAGCUGCUGUUGGUGGCAUCUGAUAACGGAGUACCUCAAAGGCAGAGUUUCACAUAUGUCAACAUUCAACUGUUAGAUGUGAAUGAUAACCCUCCUCAGUUUACGAAAGCACAAUACUCGGCUAGUGUACGCAUAGCAACAGCAAAAGAAGGAGCAUCUGUACUAUCCGUGUCUGCUACUGACCUUGACAUUGGGAUCAAUUCUGUUGUUUCGUACAGCUUCGUGAACCAUUCUGAUGAUUUCCGUAUAAAUAACCACACUGGAGAAAUCACCCUCAGCAGUAACUUAGACCACAUCACAGCUGACACAGUUGUUACACUGAUAGUUAUUGCUGCUGAUAAUGGAGUUCCUCAGCUUACAGCAAAUGCCUCUGUUACUCUCUACUUGCUGGUAAACGACACUAGCUUCGGCCUGACUUUUGAUAGCUCCAGCUAUGAGUUCAGCGUUCAAGAAGAACAACCAGCUGGGACUGCUGUUGGCUCUGUGAAGGCUCUGACUGGAAGCAUAGCUGUACAAGAGACAUUGUGGCUCUUACCAAGCUAG
Molecule: messenger RNA, 3273 nt
Organism: Grus americana (Whooping crane)
Lineage: Eukaryota; Metazoa; Chordata; Aves; Gruiformes; Gruidae
Product: protocadherin Fat 4-like
Exons: 17
Coding region: 1-3273 (1090 amino acids)
Biological process (GO): homophilic cell-cell adhesion
Cellular component (GO): plasma membrane
Molecular function (GO): calcium ion binding
Source: RefSeq, a predicted model, not a curated record